Molecule: messenger RNA, 362 nt
Organism: Teleopsis dalmanni
Lineage: Eukaryota; Metazoa; Arthropoda; Insecta; Diptera; Diopsidae
Product: cytokine receptor-like
Exons: 4
Coding region: 9-362 (117 amino acids)
Source: RefSeq, a predicted model, not a curated record
AAACAAAAAUGCAACCCAAAUUAAAUCUCAUGAAUUGUUGGAGCAUAUUACUUAUGGCUGUGUUUGGCAUUUCCCUAGUGCAUGGGUUAAAUGGUCCUGGUGUUGUAACGCCGAUUAAAGUGGAAGCUGAAAUAGGUGCUUCGUUUAAUAUUACGUGUGUCGUUAAUAAAGAGCACGGGGAUAGUAGAGAUAUUUAUUUUCAAGAGAAAUAUAGUUCGCAGAAAUCCAAAAAUCCAGUAAUUAUAGUGGAUAAACAAACUGCGGUGCUGGCAUUCCAUAAUGCAAGUGAACAUGUGGAAGUAUAUAUGUGCAUGGUUGGGAAGAAUGCCAUUGGAACAAGUGCAGUUUACAUAGGUAUGUAA